AUGCUCAGCCUAGAGGAUGCAAAAAAAUAUGUUGGUAUUAACUUUGAGCCUGGGGACCCUGAUUAUCGUUGGUCUUUGAAAGAUCAUCAAAAGCAACCUACAAAACUAUCUGAAUGGACUGAAUCGGCAAUUCAGAAUAUUCGACGAUCAAAGUACCUACGAACCUUCGGACCCGAAUCCCUAGUCCGAACUUUAUUUGAUAUCCUUGUUUGUGACCGUCUAGAGCUUCUAGAUGACACUGCUGCUGCCAAACAAUUAAAGGUCGUAGCAGAAGUUCAAAUGGAUGUUUUGGCGGAGUACCGCUCUAUCCACACAAGGAUUUCCGGGCGUGCUGAUUGGACACUUGGCUACAUGGAUGAGAAGGACAACCUUCAGGAAAUGCUAGUUGUGAUUGAGGCAAAGGCACGUGGUAAUAUUGUGGCAGCUCUUCCUCAGCUUUUAAUUUAUCUUGCGGGCAUCCAAGAUGCUCGUUCUAUGGCUAAGAAAACCAACAAGACAGUUUUCGGAGUGGCGACCGAUUCUGAUCAGUUUAUUUUUGCUAUUCUCAAAGAGAAUCGGAAUGCAUUUGUGUCAAAAGCGCUAGAUUGGCUCGAGGAGAAAGAAUUAAUUGUCUCAUUUCUAGACAAUAUUCUUCAAGACGCAAUCGAGUCAUCUCCUCAUACAACACGAGUCAGGAUUGGAAACAAGAAAAUCAAGCAAUUUGAGCAAGCUCUCGGAAAAACAUACAUGUUUGGUGACCAGGGAUGCAGCAGCAGUAGUAUUAGUGAUGAUGACAGUAAUAAUCUCGGAACAUGGAAUGUGGUUGAGGUCAAUGGAGUUUCUCUCCUUCAACUUUGUGAGGAAGAUGAAGACAAUGCUCGUUAG
Aspergillus tanneri is the source of this 864-nucleotide messenger RNA. RefSeq lists its product as uncharacterized. Bases 1 to 864 code for a protein of 287 amino acids. NCBI's taxonomy places the organism in Eukaryota, Fungi, Ascomycota, Eurotiomycetes, Eurotiales, Aspergillaceae. The record is from RefSeq and is a predicted model, not a curated record. The transcript is spliced from 2 exons.